Engraulis encrasicolus (European anchovy) is the source of this 1614-nucleotide messenger RNA. RefSeq lists its product as uncharacterized. The coding region runs from base 86 to 1237 and encodes 383 amino acids. Gene Ontology annotation, molecular function: double-stranded RNA binding; single-stranded RNA binding. The transcript has 12 exons. The record is from RefSeq and is a predicted model, not a curated record. Lineage: Eukaryota; Metazoa; Chordata; Actinopteri; Clupeiformes; Engraulidae. Gene Ontology annotation, cellular component: precatalytic spliceosome.
GAAGUUUUUAAUUUAUGUUCCUGUGACGCAGGCUUGUCACGCUAGUUUACCAAUUUAGCAAGCCGACAACGACCAAGCAAAAAGCAUGGAGACAAAGGAGACUAAAGGAAACGCGCCUAAGAAGUUCAAGAACGCCUCUGGUGCUCCAGUCAAGAAACGAGGGCAGCGCUUCGGCUCGGACAUAGUGUUCACUGGCAGGAAUGGCGCCAUCCAGACCAUGCCAUCCCUGCAGAAGAAAGUGGCAGAGUCUACGGAAUGCCUUGUUGGUCUGCAGUAUGUGUGGGAGUAUCGCAGCCCCAGUAAGGCGGUGCCGCCCCACUACCAGUGUCGCCUGUGCAAGGUGGCCAAACUCCAGAAUGAGAUCCUGCCGCACAUCAAGGGCUGGAAGCACGCCUUCAGAUACCUGAAGCAGCACCAUGCAGACAAGUUGACGUGUGAGGAGGAGGAGGCCAUUAAAGAUCUGGCCGUGAGGAAGACGGUCAGAGAGGUGGCCAAGGAGGUGGAGAAGGCCGAGGGACAGGGCAAAAUUAGGGUUAUGCUGAAGGAACCUAGUGAGGUGGCGGCCUUUCAGGGCAUGAAUUCUGCCAAAGCCAAGCCAAUCAUGAACCCAGGAGGAGGAGGCGGCGGCAGCCUUCCAUUAGGCCCUGGAGUUGGCGCCCGGUCUGGUCUGUUUGGCUAUGGGGAGUUCCCCUCAGGUGGCGGCAUGUCCGAUUUCGGCAUGCGCGAUCUGCGCGACAUGCGUGACCUGCGCGACAUGCGUGACAUGCGCGAUGGCCGCGGUGGCAUGAUGCGUGACCUCCCCAUGAGUCCCCCGCGUGGCGCCGACCUGGGGGGCAUGCGGCACUUCUCAGAUGGGGGGCCCUCUCCGUACCGCGGCUCAGACGGGUUCGGCUUGGGGGGCGAUGGGAUGGGCAGGCCUUACAUGGAUGACUUCCGCAGGGGGGGUGACCUCCGUGACUUCAACGACAGCAUGAGGAGUGGGGACAUGCCCGGUAUCGAGGGGAACAGCAUCCCUGCUACACUGCUGAAGUACCUGGACUCCUUCCGUAUUGAGAACGAGAACGAUGCCCAGAUCGUGCUGAAGAUCACUCAGAAGCUGACGGAUGCCCUCAUGGAGUACCGCCUUCGAAACUUCUCACCGAACAAGAGUAGUUCUCUCGGGCCCAUGAACUUCAGCAACAGCAACAGUGACCGCUACUCAGGAAAUAUGGGCGGUGCUUCAAGGUAUUACAAGUAAGACGCACCUGGCGCAUGAAGCUCCAGUUAGUCCCUCCUCUCAGCCACUAGGAGAGCUCCAGAGUUUUUCUUCAGCCAAUGGGAGAGCUCCAUUAGUCCCACGCUGGAGGAGGCCCUGGCUGUUGGACCAAUCAAGGAGCUGUUGAUGCUUUUAUUGUACAUGUACGUGUCAGGAAAUAUUACCACAGCUUAACUCAACUGCAGAAUGUGUGUCUGUGCGUAUGUAUGAGUUUGUGCGCGCCGUGCGUGUAUUGAGAUUUUAGCUCAAAUUGAAGGAUUUUUUUGCGUUUAGAAAAAUCAUUGUCAUGAAAAAGUGUUUUGUGUUUGCAUGUUCAGUUUUAUACACUGCAGAAUAAAGACGUUAAGCUAUCCUUUUAA